AUGAGCGCUCACGAAUCCAAGGUUGUCAAUGAAACGACACGUUCAGUGUUGGAAGCCAGGGCCUGCGAUCCAGUCGGCGAUGAUGAAGUAUUGGCGCGACUGGGGAAAAGGCCAGUCUUAAAGCGAAAAUUUGACUUCAUGGCUCUCCUGGGCUUGACUUGUACAAUUCUAUCUACUUGGGAGGGAAUGCUGGUUAUGUUUGUAGAACCGCUGCUCAAUGGCGGCCCUGCUGGCGUAGUAUACAGCUAUAUCGUGGCCUGGAUUGGAACAACGGCAACAUUUAUCACCUUUGCUGAGAUGGUCUCGAUGGCACCUACUUCUGGAGGCCAGUAUCAUUGGGCGAUGAUGUUGGCACCUCGCUCAAGUUUCAGAUUUACUGGCUUUCUCGCAGGCUAUCUGACAACCUUUGGAUGGCAAGCCUCCGUCGCGGCGGUAGGCUAUAUGAUGGGCAAUAUGAUCCAGGGGCUUAUCGUUCUUACGCAUCCGACGUACGAACCACAGGCCUGGCAUCUGACUCUGUUGAUGUUCCUAACCUUGGCCUGUGCCGCCUUCGUCAACGUCGCCGCCAGUGGGCUGCUCCCCAAGGUCGAAAGACUCGCACUUGUGCUGCACAUUCUGGGCUUCUUCGCCAUUCUUAUUCCCCUCGUCUAUCUGGGAGAGCAUAAUUCCGCGCAAUUUGUUUUCACCUCCUUCCUCAACGGAGGCCAUUUUGAAACUCAGGGUCUGUCAUUCAUGGUGGGGAUGACUGGGAGUAUGUUUGCGUUUACGGGAGCGGACGCUGCUUUCCAUAUGGCCGAAGAGAUCAACAAUGCUGCUGUCGUUAUCCCCCGCUCGAUUUUCGCCAGUGUCCUUCUGAACGGCAUUCUCGGCUUCGGCAUGGUUAUCGCCGCGCUUUUCGCUACGACCGACGUCAACUCGGCCCUUCAAACCAAAACGGGAUACCCGUUUAUUGCCAUCUUACAGCAGGCGACAGGCUCCGUUGCCGGAAGCGCCGCCAUGACCUCUCUCAUUCUGGUACUGGGACUGGGCGGGUUCGUGGGCGCCGUCGCCUCGAGCUCGCGCAUGAUAUGGUCGUUUGCGCGAGAUCGAGGCUUGCCCGGCUGGGCGCUGCUGCAGCGUGUCGACACACGCACCUCAAUCCCCGUUGUGGCCGUCGGAGUUACCACGCUGGUUGCGUGUCUGCUCGGCCUUAUCACACUGGGCUCGCCGACCGUCUUCAACGAUAUGAUCUCACUGUCGCUUAGCAGUCUGUUCCUCUCCUACCUGAUCAGCAUGUGUCUCUUGCUGUGGCGCCGCUGUACCGGCAGGAUCCGCUCGCUGUGCAGCCUCUCAACGACGGAACCCGUGUACAACACGCCCGGGGCCCCCCUUGUCUGGGGCCCUUUCUACCUGGAUGGAUUCUGGGGAAUCCUCGUCAAUGUGUUCUCCAUCAUCUAUCUCGUCGUCGGAGUGUUCUUCAGCUUCUGGCCGCCGUCAGCAAGCGUGGAUGGCCCGACGAUGAACUAUAGCGUUGUGGGGACCGGCGGGGUGGUCAUCCUGAGCACGUUGUACUAUCUGGUAAUCGCGAAACGAGAGUUUAGGGGGGCAGUCGUUGAAUAG
Penicilliopsis zonata CBS 506.65 is the source of this 1599-nucleotide messenger RNA. RefSeq lists its product as hypothetical. Gene Ontology annotation, cellular component: membrane. The transcript has 7 exons. The coding region runs from base 1 to 1599 and encodes 532 amino acids. Lineage: Eukaryota; Fungi; Ascomycota; Eurotiomycetes; Eurotiales; Aspergillaceae. The record is from RefSeq and is a predicted model, not a curated record. Gene Ontology annotation, biological process: transmembrane transport. Gene Ontology annotation, molecular function: transmembrane transporter activity.